This is a messenger RNA of Dothidotthia symphoricarpi CBS 119687, 363 nucleotides long. RefSeq lists its product as uncharacterized. Bases 1 to 363 code for a protein of 120 amino acids. NCBI's taxonomy places the organism in Eukaryota, Fungi, Ascomycota, Dothideomycetes, Pleosporales, Dothidotthiaceae. The record is from RefSeq and is a predicted model, not a curated record. The transcript has 3 exons.
AUGUCAGCUGAAUACCAAGGCAAGGAUCCCCUCGAGUUGGCCAAGCAGGCGGAGAAGGAUCUUGGUUCCUCGGCGGCAGUCCAUGGACAUGGUGGCAGUGAUUCCACCCGCGAGUCCGGCGUCGACGAAUCCGUAACCAACAAGUUCCCCGGCAGCACCGUGGCAUACGGAUCCGCAGCGAGUGGACAGGGUGACAACAGGGAGAUCCCAUUGAGUGAAGGUGGGGAUUUGGAUCCCAAGACGGGGAAGCCAUACAAGGCAGGCGAUUAUGAGGACGUUGUUGGCAAUCCUGAGGAUAAGGACCGCAAGUAUGCGAAGGACCAUGGUGGUGAGGAUGAUGUUAGGGGAAACUUGAAGAAAUAG